ACUUACCAUUGUUUACUUCCGGAAAGCCGCCAAGAUAAAGAAUUUCAAAGAGAAACGCCUUGAAUCAUACAGUAUUUUGAGAAAAUGACAGGUCGGGUUAUAAUAGUGACUGGAGCCAAUUGUGGGAUUGGAUUUGAAGCCGCAAAAAAGCUGUGUGAGGCAGGAAAUGAUGUCAUUCUGGCCUGUAGGAGUGAAGAAAAUGGCAAAGCUGCUGUCGAAAAAAUUCUGCAAGAGAACCCUAAUGCUCUAGCAACAUUUCUUCAGUUAGAUUUGGCAGAUCUUGCCUCCAUUAGAAAGUUUGUGGAAGACUUUCAUGCACUGGGCAAAAAACUGAAUGUCCUUGUCAACAAUGCUGGAAUAUUUUUGAAAAUGAGCGACAGAGUUAGGAAAUUUACCAAGGAUAACUUUGAGCUGACCAUGGGAACUAACUACUUAGGUCCAUUUCUUCUGACACACCUCCUGUUGGAUGAUUUGAAGAAAACAGCAAGUGAAAAUGGAGACAGUCGUAUUGUGAUGGUAGCAUCAACAUUACAUGAUAUAAAUGACAGAGGCAAUAGGGGUGGUGUAAAACCUUUUGACCUUGAAAAUUUCUUCCUGGAAAAGGAUGGAACGUACAAUGGACAUCAGGCCUAUAAAAACUCUAAACUUGCCAUGGUGAUGAGUACACACUCCCUGGCCCGUAAGCUGGAGGGGACAGGGGUCAGUGUUAACUGCAUGUGUCCAGGUUUCAUUCCAUCUACCCAGCUGUCCAGACAUGCUUCUUCAGCUUCCAGAUUUAUGUUGAAGUAUAUAAUGGGGCCAGUCUUCAAGGUCGCAAAGAUUUCAAGGACAGUUGACCAUGGCAGCAAAAUGAUUGUGGAGCUCAGUGUCAAUGAGAAAUAUAAAGAUGUUUCAGGGAAAUAUUUCAAAGACUUUGAAGCCGCGGAAUCUUCAGAAGAGUCACGGAAUGAGGAAGUCCAGGGACAGCUGUAUGAGUUAUCUGCCCGCUACUGCCACCUGGAGGGUUAUGAACCAUUGGAUGCCCCCGCCCCACCUCCACCAGAGGAGAAACCUGUCAAGUCCAAAAAGGUCAAAACACCCAAGAAAGAGAAAAAAGAAGAGGAGAAAGUUGUAGAAGAUAAAACAGUAAAGGAAGAAGGAGAGAAGAAAGAGGAACCAGAGGUGGCAGAUGGCAUCAAGUAUGCAGAUGAAGAUGACAAAUCAGAGGAAAAGACAGGGGAACCAGUCAAACCGAAGGAGAGUGAAGAACCAGGCAAAGAAAAAAAGACCGAGGAACCAGUCCAGGUGACCAUCACAGUGGAGGAUGUCUCGUCUGACAAACCGAGCACAGACGGAGAGGAGGUAAAGAAAACGGAGGACGAAGGGGAGGAAAAGAAGGAAGUUAAGGAGGAGACAGCUGGGAAAGGGGACGGAGUCGGUAAAACUGUGGAAUCAGGGGAGAUAACUGCAGAAAUCACCGCUCAGGGAUAGGAAACUGAAGAGAGUUUAACCAUUUUUACGCAGUUUAUGAUGCAUUUAGCCAUCUCUACGCAAUUUAUGUGUUAAGCCAUCUUCAAGCAAUUUAUGAUGCAUUUAGCCAUCUUUACACAAUUUAUGAUGUGUUGUGAGAACUUUCUGAUGGGUAAAAUAUAUGCUUUGCUUUAUUAAUUCCAAGGGCAUUUAAUUUUUUUGUUUAAAUUUAACAUUUGAAGGGUAGGCAAAAUAUUUCUCUGCAUUUUAUUUAAAGUAAAUAUGUAUGAAUAUACCUUAUAUUUAUUUUCCACAGAGUUGUACAUUUGUAAUCAAUAUUUAUUUAUACAUUUUCAGUAUAUUUACUGUAAUUUGUAAGCUAUAUUGACCUUGUUACAGCUCAAGAUUUAUGUCCUCUUCCAAAUACUGGGUAUACAUUUUGAAAAUAUUUUUUUAUACACUAAGAAAAUGGGCCUUGUUAUCAUUUAAUGAAAUUUAAAUGUAAAUGUAUGCUAUGAUAACAUUUGAUUAAUUACUUAUUCAUCCAGACGUAACAAUAGUGCCUUCCUGAAACCUGUUAUUUUUUUAUUUAAAAAUUUUGAAUUUUUAUGAGAAAAAAAUAACCAAAGCAAAUUUGAAUGUCCUCAAGAGAUUUAGUUUUACUAGAUUGUCUACUAGUCCCAUGCUUUAAAACCAUUUUGCUUUUUGGUUGAGAGUGUCAGAGUAGCCCUUAGCUAUUCAGUAGAAAUAAAUUUUGGUACAUGUAUUUCUAUGUGUUCAGUUUCUUAUUUUUAUCUUCCAAACCAGCCAACCAAAUCCCUUGUUUAUUCAAUGCAAUUGUUGAUUUUUUUUAAGUCACCAAUGGUUGUAUAUUUAUUUUAACAUGUUUUGUAAAUUUUUUAUAAACCUUUUUUUUUUUUUUUUUUUACACAUAAACAAUUCAGUCAGUUAUAUUGUAUGGCAUUAAUAUUUCUGCAUUUUUUUGUUUUUGUUUUUUUUUUUUACUUAUCUGUGUAUCAGCAUGAUUAUACAAGACAAACUACAAAGGGGUAUAGCGAUAAAUCACCUGGACUUUUAAUGUAUAAUAUAUUUUUUUGGUUGUUGCUGUUUUUAUCUUUUCACUAAUGAUUUAAUCUGUACAUUAUAUGGCAUUAAUAGGUGCCCUUAUCUAAGCAUAAUUGUCAUUUUUCAUUGGAGCAUAAAUAAUUUUGCCAUAAAGAAAUAUCUCAAAAACUUGAGGAUAAAUCUGUGUUCAGAUUUUAAACUAUGUUAUUGUCCAUUUUUAGUCGAUGAAUCUCAUUAACAUAGUUAUUGUAAUAUUUGCUUAGUUUGUAAUAUAUAUGCUUUUACUGUAGUCCCUAGAUCAAAUAAAAUAAAAUUUGAUUGUAAAAAUUUC
This is a messenger RNA of Saccostrea echinata, 2845 nucleotides long. Its product is annotated as retinol dehydrogenase 13-like. The transcript is spliced from 8 exons. The record is from RefSeq and is a predicted model, not a curated record. Lineage: Eukaryota; Metazoa; Mollusca; Bivalvia; Ostreida; Ostreidae. Bases 85 to 1470 code for a protein of 461 amino acids.